Messenger RNA from Portunus trituberculatus (swimming crab), 9827 nucleotides. RefSeq names its product nucleosome-remodeling factor subunit NURF301-like (gene E(bx)). The record is from RefSeq and is a predicted model, not a curated record. Gene Ontology annotation, molecular function: RNA polymerase II cis-regulatory region sequence-specific DNA binding. Gene Ontology annotation, cellular component: NURF complex. Gene Ontology annotation, biological process: regulation of transcription by RNA polymerase II. NCBI's taxonomy places the organism in Eukaryota, Metazoa, Arthropoda, Malacostraca, Decapoda, Portunidae.
GGCUGAGCGUGAACCAAUCAGAGCGCUCCUUCCAAACCCCGCCGAGAAGGUCAACAUGGCCGACACCCCAGCCAGUUUUUCGCGCCAAAUGACGCGUUGUUUGGCUCCAUAGCUGGAAAUGGCUGCAGAUAUUCCUCGGCGCAGUCGUGUCUAGGUCUAAAUGGAAAAUUUCAAGAAGCAGUGCAAUAACCAACAACACACACACACACACACACACUUUUAGGCCUAUGAGAUGUGUGUAUGUUGAGAAAAAAAUUGGAAAAAAGGGGGAAUAAUUUUUUUUAGACAUAACUUGCUGGCAAAAAAAAAAUAGACAAGGAAAAAAGUAGAGGCCUAUAAAUCUAACCUGAAUAGACCCGUGUUAUAGUGGAGAGAGAAGAGCAAAGAGUUAACGAGUGUGUUUUGAGAUUCCCUUAGGCCUAUAGACACCAGAGACAGCCUAUUCAGAAACUUAUAGACCUGACCUAAUUAAAUAGACCCGUUUUAUGCUGGAGAGGAGAAGAGCAGAUAAUUAAUGAGUGUUUAAAGAUUCCCUCGGGCCUAUAGACACCAGAGACAGCCUAUUCAGAGAUUUGUAGACCUAACUUAACCUAACAGAACCCGGAAAAUUAUUUAAAUGUGUAAGUUUCCUGGAAAAUGUAAAAAGUGGAAAAUUUAGGCCUAUAAAUGAAAAACGAGUCUAAAUUCUUGAGUGGAUGUGAAGAUACCCCAAAAAUUUAGGCCUAUGAACUGAAAAAAUGCAAAAAAAUUAAAUCGAGUGAGAAUAAUAGAGGCCUUGAAAAAUUUGAAAAGAUCCUGAAUUUUUUUUUUAGGCCUACUGACACAAAAUGCCUAAAAAUGUGAAGUGAAGUCAAGAAUAACAAGAACUAUUUAUUUUGUGUGGAAGUUGAAAAAAAAAGAUUAAAAAAAUAGGCUUAGGCUGAACUGAAGGAAGAAGAAGAAGAAGAAGAAGAAGAAUUAAAACAAACAGGAGAACAAAAAUAGAUAAAUAGAUAAGAAAAGAGAAGAAGAAGAAGAAGAAGAAGAUAAAGUGAAGAAAAAGUAACACAAAACAAAGAAAUGAGAGAAAAACAACAAUAAAAGAAGCAAAACAAAAACAAGAAGGAAAACACUAACAAACAAACGAACACAAUGUCAGAACGGCGAACAUGUGGAAUAACCUAACCUAACCGCGUACAAGAAGAGGAGGAGGAGGAGGAGGAGGAGGCAGGGAAGAUGUCGGAGCGCCGGCGGAAACGAGGGCGCCCGCGGUCGACCCCAAUGCUGAGUUACGCGUCGGAGCUUAAGAUGCGUAACAGCAUAACCCGCGUCAUUAAAAAACCGCGGUAUUUGACGGAGAAUGACGAUGACAGCAACCACUCCACCCGUUCCACUUCACCCAACGGCGGCGGCGAAGAACGGAAGAAAAAUAAACGUGGCUAUAAUCUCGAUGUCGACGAUCGCGAGUCGGAAUAUUUAUAUGGCUCGGAUUUUGAGAUGGAGGACGCGGAGGAGGAGAGCGACUAUAAAGUGCGCGGUGACGACACACGCGACGAUGACCACGAAGAUUUUUUAACUGACGGGGAGGAAUCGGUCUCAAGUUAUGGAACAUCUCACUCUGGGGCUCCGGGGACACCUCUCUCCUUUCAGCCGCCGUCUAGACCCCCAACGCCAAUCCCAGUGUGGCUGCAGGACCGCCAGUACCCGCCACUAGACCUCCCUAAGUCCUCAGAUGACCUCCUGCUGCCUCGGUCGCACGUCCUUCGCGCUGUUGGUAUUUAUGAAGUCCUACGGCAUUUUCGAACUCUGGUGCGUCUAUCCCCAAUGCGAUUUGAGGACUUUUCCGCAGCGUUGGUGGCCGAGGAGCAGAGUGCAUUGCUGGCGGAGAUCCACAUGGCACUAUUAAAGGCACUCAUUCGCGAGGAGGAUUCACAGCAGACCCACUUUGGCCCCCUUGAUCAGAAAGACUCGAUAAAUGUGAUCCUGUAUUUUAUCGACGCGCUGACCUGGCCGGAGAGUCUGAGGCUGUAUUUGCAGAGUGAUGCUGAGUUCAGAGUGCCGCUGUCCAUCCUAAACAACUGUAACUACCCAUUCACGUCGCUGGAAAACAGGCUCCAAGUCCUUCAAUUCCUGUGUGACCAGUUUCUGCAGACGUCGGUGGUGCGUGAAGACCUUUUGAGCGAGGGGAAGGUGCGUUACGACGACCACUGCAGGGUGUGUCACAAGACCGGCGACCUCCUGUGCUGUGACUCCUGUUCCGCUGUCUACCACCUGGAUUGUGUGGACCCCCCCUUGCAAGAUGUCCCAGGAGAGAUGGAGGAUUGGACCUGUUCAGUCUGUACCACGCAUCAGGUGGACGGUGUGACAGACUGCAUAUCUCCAAUGGAAACUUCCGGGGUGUUGUGUCGGCAGGAUCCUUUAGGGUUUGACAGGCACGGGAGAAAAUACUGGUUUCUUGUACGACGGUUGUUCAUUGAGACUGAAGAGGGUGAGCUUUGGUACUACUCGACGCAAGCUCAACUGGAGGAGCUGCGUGACCUUCUUGACCCCCACGACCUGGAGGAGGACCUUUGUGGGGGGCUGGCGGAGGUCUGGGGGGAGCUCAAACGGCACAUGUCCAUCACUGAAACCAUUACAAACGCGUCGAAAGGCACCAGGAAGUCGUGUUUGGAAGUGGAAAAUGCGGAGGUAGCGAGGAGGGUGGAGGAAAGGAAGAAAAUGAAGCAGAAGAAAGUGGAAGGGAUUGACAACAUGAUAGAGGAGAUCAAAGAGGAAGACAUCAAGAAAGAAAUUAAGCAAGAGACUCCAGAUGACCUAACGUCCGGGAUGACCUCACUUGACCCAGUCACCGGCGAGCUCAGGAGGUCACCGCUGGACCCCCCCGAGGCUGAGAUCAAGGAGGAGGUGAAGGACGUCAAGGAGGAGAAGGAGGAGGAAGAGAAAAGGGAGUCAGGGGUCAAGACUAGGACAAGAACUGGGUCGUUGGUUCCUAAACAGUUCGCAGUGGAUGACCUCAGGCGCAGGAUACCGCCCCCCUCUGACCUCGACACCAAGGAGGGGGUCAAGGAUGGGCCGGAGGGGGUCAAACUUGUCCAGCUUCAGAAUAAUAACCAGCACUACAGGCUCGGGUGUGACGGGAAAUACAAGGUGUACGUCAACCAGUACACCAACAACCCUCUGGCACUCAACAAACUCCAGCACAACGAAGAGAGGGACAAGAAACGCCAUCUCUCUCACAAGUUUAGCCUUACUCCCACGUCUGAUUUUAAGUGGAAUGGGGUUAUGCAUGGCAACAUAGAGACACUAAUAUCCACAAUUCGCCACACCAUCCUCUCGCUGGAGCAGAACAUAUCCAUCCACCUUUACCAUCCACAUUGGUCUACCAUCCGCAAGUGGUGGAAUGCGGCAGUGCUGGCGGCCACCGAGCCACAUCAGUUCUCCAAGGUGUUGAUGUGGCUGGUGGCGUGUAUCAAGCCUGUCGUCUUUAAUCCGGUGUGGCACGACUCCUUGGGGCAUGUCAGGUUCAACAGAGUGACAGCAUUAGAGAGAGAGGAGAAGAAGAAGCAGGAGAAGAGAGACAAGAAGGAGGUGGAUCAAGAGGAACCAAGGCCUGUUACCAUGAUUAAAUACACACUGGGACUCAAACACCAGGUCUGGAAAUUGAAGGGUGAGGAAUACCGCGUGCACGUGUGGGGUUGGCAGUGGGUCUCGGCAAACCGCCCAGCCCGACACACCCCCAUGGGCUCUGUGGGGCUGCGUGCGGGGGCUAGCAAGCAUAUGGUCCCUGUGAAGAGCUCCGGGGGGCUGAAAUCUCUCUCGGUAAACCCUGGGAUAUACAAACAGCUGGCUGCCAAGAAUCCUUCCCUGCGUCCUUCACUCCUAUCGCCCAAACAGAGGAAGGAGGAGGAGGAAGAGGGCUGUGAGGAGAAGAAGGAGAUUUUGAUAACUGGUCCUAGCGGCCAGCAGAAGGUAGAAGUGGGAAACGUAACCCUAGAGGAAUUAUUUGAGUCUGACGGCAGAAUUAAUGUCUCGCACGGCCUCACACAUCGGUCCAGGUUCUUGUACCCUAAGGUGGCCCGCGGCUGUAGCCUGGAUGGUCUCCUGGGACGGUGUAUUGCGCAGCGGGGCCAGGACAGCAAGGACAAGGAGAUGGCCAAGAAACCCACCACCACCACCACCAACAAUAACAACAACAACAACAACAGCGGAGAGGAUGAGGAAGAUGAUGUCGAUGUAGAAAAUGAAGACACAGACGCGACACUCAGCGACACAUCGGACACAGCAAUUGAAGAGAUCCCAGCAUCACAGAGGUCAACAAUACACAAACAGCGACCUGCCGGGAAUUUACUAAAGGAGGUCAGGUCACUCAAAACCAAGUACGAGGCCCUGGAUACUCAAGACGGGUUCAUGAUGUGUUAUUCGGCGUGCUGUCGGAGAGACGGUCGGUGCAGCUGUUAUUCAUCGCUGUGUCUCCUCAAAGCGCGGACGAAAGAACGCUUGGUGAAUGCCGUUAAUAAUUACCGCAUUGUUGCCAGUAAACCAGCACCAUUUGAGGAAGUCGGGUCGCAUUCCCCAGUGCGUUUUGACCCCAAGGUUGAUGACGGAGGGAAUGGCGACAGCGAUGGCCGGUCGUCACGCGCCAGUGGGGAGAUAAAGAUCCGUGUCGACGAGGAUAUGGACGACGCAAGCCAGGGGUCAACAGGUUUGGAGCGAAGCGGAGGUGUGCCAACAACUGGAGCGGAGACUAGCACUGAAUCACCAGCAGGGCGUUUUUAUUUGAAGAAAACUGGUGACCGACGGAAGCGACCGGCUCACCGUCUGCCACAACUGUCUGUUUUCCGCAUCGGUCGCCGGAAAACGAAAGGUGUUGACCGCGCAGACGACAGGCGGUGUAGCAUACUGGUGGUGGCCGGUUGGGAGCUGCGGUUACUGGCCAGGAAGGGCGGCCGGUACCACGUGCAAGGGUUCAACCACAACGCUAAGGCAAACCAGGUGGUCUGGCCUUACCCCUGUCCCCGGCCGGUCUUCAAAACAACCUGGCUGUACCGCACCGCCACCACACCCACCCUCAACACCGCGUCCAUGCAGCUGCGGAUUCUAUGGGUGUGUCUACGCUGGGACGACAUGCAGGAGAAGGGGCCGGGGGACGGGCGUAAACAAGUCACCACCGACAUGGAGAUCAUACAGACGGAGGUGUUGAAACGUAAACACUCCGGAAGGUUCCUGGAGCGCACCUCGUACCUCAGGCGGAAGGUUAUCAUCCCCUUCGAUGUCCCCAAGCCUGUCAGAGAGUUCACGCCGUCGCAGCGCAGUGGUCUGCGGAAGCGUCGGCGGGCACAGUCUCCGGUGAACACACAGCCGCAGAGUGUGGAGGAGUGGGUGGAGGAGGACAAGCUGGACCUGUGGGAGAUCCGCUUCUUUGGGGAGUGUCUGGAGCGCGCUGCGGUGGUGACGCGGCGCGGUGGCGGCGUGGAGCGUGGUGAGGUGACAGCAGCAGCAGCGGGUGGCGGUGGCAGCAGUGGCGGGGCGACGGGUGCGGCGUCCAGCCCGGCGGAGAUCAGGGCACGCAUGGAGGAGCAACUCAAGAUCCAGCGGGCAAACUUCAACCAGAAGAGAGCGGCGGAGGGCGGCAGCAGCAGCAGUGUGGCCCUCACCCGCGGCGGGGUGGUGAAGCUGUCCCUGUGCUCCAGUGGGGCCAGUAGCGGGGCCGGUGGGCGUCUGGCAGCCCCGAAGGUGGUGCAGAGCGGGGCGUCCACCAUCAUGGCGGUGGGGGGACAGCUCCCUGCGCUGGUGGGGGGCAAGAAGAUUGUGGCAGCCCACGAGGGACGUAUCAUCACUGUGCAGACCGCCCCGGCCGCCGCCGCUGCCACCGCCACGUCCAGCAGCACUGCGGAGGGCGGGGCGGCCUCCACCAUCAGCCUGGGUAGCAGCACCAUCUUCCCUGUGGGCGGGGCAGGGGGCGGGGCGGCCAAGGUGCAGGUGGCAGCAGCCGGCAGCAAGGUGAUCCGCCUGCAGCCGCUGGCUGGCGGGUCAGGCCACCGCGUCAUCCUGCCCCGUGCCUCCGCCACCCCACAGCAGCUCACCCCCGCCCUGCGGUCACCCCGCCCUGUGGCACCAGCCCCGUCCUCCACCACCACCACUGCCGCCGUGGUGAGUAGCAGCGGGGCGGGGGCAGGGCGGGGCACGGGGCAGCAGAUCCACAUCAUCCGGCUGAUGGACGGACAGCUGCAGGUGCGGGGCCUGCUGGAGGGGCAGCAUGUGGUGCAGAAGGAUGGCAAGGUGCACUUCAUCACCAAGCCGGCCACUGCAGCGGCGGGCGGCGGCGGCGGCGGCAGUGGGGGGGUGGCCCCAGCCAUCCAGGUGACCCAGCAGACCAAGCCCUGCGGGGACGCCCCAAAGGCACACGUCCUCAAGGUCAACGGCCAGCAGGUCCUGGUGCGCCACAACACCGAUGCCACCAAGACCCUGCUGGCCCCUGCCCCCCCAUCCACUCCCUCCACAGACACCACCACCACCACUCCCUCCUCCACCGCACCCACCACCACCACCACCGCCGCCAUCCGGCCAGCUGGCCACACCUCGCCCCGCAUCAAGACCAUCCUGGCCCCGGACGGCACCAUGGUGAAGACAGUGCUGGCCAACAGUGCCAACACCACCACCUCCACCACCACCACCAUACCAACACCCACCACCACCACAGCCACCACCACCACAUCAGACACCACCACCACCACUACAACCACCACGACCACCACCACCACCACAGCCAGCACCACCACAAACACCAUCACCAGCACCACUACCAGCACUGCCACCACCACCACCACUACGGGCAGCAGCACCACCACCACCACAGGGUCUGGGGGCGGGGGCGGGGGGGGCAGCAGUCUAACGUUGCGGGUGCAGGUGCGGAUGACAGAGCAGGGGCCCAAAACCAUCAUCCAGGGUCUGCAGAUGGGCGUGGCACUCACCAAGGACCACAUCAUGGCCAUCCAGCAGCAGGUCCGGAACAUGCUGGCACAGUAUAAGCUACAAGUGAACCAGCUGUCUCCCUUAAUGACACUGACUCUGCAUAUGCCAAACAAACAAACAACAGCGAACCAGCAACAACAACAACAACAGCAACAACAACAACAACAAGAGGAAGGCUCGACCACUAAGCAGGUUUCCACAACUCAAAAUCAGACAGUGGCAUCGGAGGGCGGUGUGGGGGGGGGUGAGGCAGACAAGGUGGCGGCAGCAAGCAAGACCUCCACCGGCACUCCAGUCAAUGUCUCGCCAAAGAAAUUCGUCCUGACUCCAGAGUAUAUUCAGCAGACCAUCAAGUCAGCGCUGAGCCGGGAAGACCUCGCUCCGGAAAUUGAAGAGAAAUUGAUGCAGUUUCAAAAAUACAACAACGAGCAGACCAAGAAGGAGGAAGGCACCGGUCUGUCCGCCGCCACAGCCGCCACCGCCGCCACCCCCGCCUCCGCCCUCACUGCAACGGCAACGGCGACCAGGAGCGGCGGUGUGGCAAGGAAGGCUGCAGUUAAUUCUCUCACAGCCUCACGGAACUCUGGGGUCAAGAGAAGUAGAGACCAGGACGAUGCAGACUGGGACCCAUCAGAGGAAGGCAGCGGGGUCCUACCAGUCGCCACAACCCCCACCACAAAAUCACGCUCGAAAAAGCACCGUGGCGAAUCCAGAUCUUCGGAAACAACGUCGAAAUCUAAGAAAUCAUCAGCAAAGGCGGAAGCAGUCGAUGCAAAGAAGAGACAAGCACUACAGCAUAAACUGGACUCUCUGAUGACCAGACACAAGGACUUGCUGAAGAAGGAUAUCCUGAAGAAGCGGGCGCAGCUGGAGAAGGAACUGCAGGUCGAGAUUCAUAAGGAGCUCUCAGUCGCUAAGUUACAAUUGCAGCUGCAGGAGAAGACCAAGGCAGAGGCAUUAGUCACCACCUCCUCCCAGCGAAAGAAGAAGACAGUCAUAGAUUCCUCAGGUGUAGGGGGCCAGGCUGGAGGGGGUGAGAUCGGGGGGCAUCUGGUCCAUACCCCCUCCCCGCCUACUCUGGACACCCCCCAAGGCAAGCAUCACUCCAAGACCUCCUCCAUUUCUUCCUCCUCCAAGCCCAAUGCCUCCUCCUCCUCCUCCUCCUCUUCCAAGUCCUCCUCGGCUGCAAAGAAAUCGGCGAAGAAUAAAAACAAGAAGAUUGUGUGUAUUUGUCGCACUCCGUUUGACGACACUAAGUUCUAUGUGGGGUGUGACCUGUGUGGCAACUGGUUCCAUGGCGACUGUGUGGGCAUCACGGAGGCAAUGAGUCGCAGCAUGACGGAGUAUGUGUGUGACGACUGUGCCAACGCUAAGCUCAACAGGGAACUCUUCUGCUUCUGCCGCCAGCCUUACGACGAGACCCAGUUCUACAUCUGCUGCGAACAGUGUGAGGACUGGUACCACGGCAAGUGUGUGGGGAUCAUGCAGACUGAGGCAGACGAUAUUGACGACUAUAUUUGCCCUAAGUGUGACGCAAACAAUGUCUGGAACUACCCCUGCCAGAAGACACUCUCUGCUAAGGACUAUACCGACCUUAGAAAAGUUACCAAGAGUCUCAUUCAACACAAGAAUGCGUGGCCCUUCCUGGAACCAGUGGACCCUUCAGAGGUGCCCGACUACUACAAGGUGGUGAAGGAACCCAUGGACCUUAAGACAGUGGAGAGCCGUGUCGAGGAAAAAGCUUACCAAAGACUUGCGCAGUUUGUGGGUGACGUCAUGCUGGUGUUUGACAAUUGCCGACUUUACAACCCGCCCAAUUCCUCGUUCUGCUCCUGCGCCACCACCUUAGAGAGCUUCUUCUGCCAAAAACUGCGGAGUUUGAAGCUCAGACUUGGCCCGAAGCCUUAAAUAUUGGUUGUGGUUGUGCGUGUGUGCGCUGGUGGAUGUGUGAGUGCGUGUGUUUGUGUGUAGCCUUCUGAGACCUAUCUGUGGGUUUAGAGGCAUGGAAAAGAGUACUGAUCAUUUCCAAGCCUCUAAAAUGUGAACCUACAGUGCUGGAACUCUUUAAAAAGGCCUCUACUGCUGGAAAAUAAGUACUGUGGAUUUAAAAGCCUUCAGGACCUACAUUGUGUUGGAAAAAUGUACGUAUAGGCCUGGAACUCAUUUAAAAAGGCUUGUACCACUGGAAAUUAUGUACCUCUAUUAUUUCUAAGCCUCUGGAACCAAUGUGGGGCUGAAAACACACCGAAACUGCUGAAAACUCUCUCAGAAAACCUUGUAGCCACUGGAAGAUAAUUACCUCUCUCAUUUUCAAGGCUGUGGAAGCAAUGUGGGGCUGAAAACACACCAAAACAGCUAAAACUCACAAAAAUAACCUUGUAACCACUGGAAAACAAUUACCCCUCUCAUUUUCAAGGCUGUGGAACGAAUUUAGGGGCUGAAAAUACACCAAAACAGCUAAAACUCACAAAAAUAACCUUGUAACCACUGGAAAAUAUGUACCUCUGUCAUUAUGUACCUUUAAAAACACUGGAACUACAUUAAUAAACUUCUAGAACACACUUGAAACUUUAAAAACUAAAAAAAAACAUUCUGGAACCCACUUUUUACCACUGGAAAGCACCUGGAAACCUUCUGGAACCUGUGUACAGCUGGAAGAACACCACUAAACCUGCCUGGAACCUUUGUGGGACUAGAAUGAAGUUAUUUAAAGGGUAGGAAUGCAUUUAAGAGAUCCUGCAUUGGUAUCUUGGCUGGAAAACUGCCUGGAAACUGAAAAAUGCUGGUAAGGACAAAAAUUCACUCGGAAGAUGGGGAAAAUGAAACUAGAGGUAAAAAGGAAGAGAAAAGAAGUAUAAGAGAUUAAAGAGAGGAGA